Molecule: messenger RNA, 1554 nt
Organism: Spodoptera litura
Lineage: Eukaryota; Metazoa; Arthropoda; Insecta; Lepidoptera; Noctuidae
Gene: U2af38
Product: U2 small nuclear riboprotein auxiliary factor 38
Biological process (GO): mRNA splicing, via spliceosome
Cellular component (GO): U2AF complex
Molecular function (GO): RNA binding; metal ion binding
Source: RefSeq, a predicted model, not a curated record
UUCAUUCCUUUAUAAACGUCACUUAUUUUUUCACUCCAAACAGUGAACACGUAUUUUCUUGUGGUGUGGUGUAUUUUAAAUAAUAUUGGUUUGAAUGUCUACUUAUGGUGUUUUCAUUAAAUUGUAGUGACUUUUAAGUUAGUAUCACACGUAAAGUGAGUUGGAUAGUUUUCAAUAAAGAGCGAGCGGUCGUGUCGAGCGGUGUUUUACAAUGGCUGAGUAUUUAGCUGCUAUAUUUGGAACAGAAAAGGAUAAAGUAAAUUGUUCCUUCUAUUUCAAAAUUGGAGCAUGCAGACAUGGUGACCGGUGCUCUCGUAUUCACAACAAACCAACGUUCUCACAGACUGUGCUGUUGCAGAAUCUCUAUGUAAACCCUCAGAAUUCAGCCAAGUCAGCUGAUGGCAGUCAUUUGGUCGUCGCCAAUGUAUCUGAUGAAGAGAUGCAGGAGCAUUAUGACAACUUUUUUGAAGAUGUCUUCGUUGAAUGUGAAGACAAAUAUGGGGAAAUUGAAGAAAUGAAUGUGUGCGAUAACUUAGGUGAUCACUUAGUCGGAAAUGUGUAUAUUAAGUUCCGCCGUGAAGAAGAUGCUGAGAAGGCUGUGAAUGACCUGAACAACCGUUGGUUUGGUGGUCGGCCGGUGUAUGCGGAACUGUCCCCUGUGACGGACUUCCGUGAGGCGUGCUGUCGCCAGUAUGAAAUGGGAGAGUGCACUCGCAGUGGAUUCUGCAACUUCAUGCACUUGAAGCCUAUUUCUAGAGAACUAAGAAGAUACUUGUACUCCCGUCGCAAGGGAUCGCGUCGUUCCCGAAGCAGGUCCCGCGACCGUCGCCGCCGCUCACGCUCUCGCGGAGAGAACCGUCGCCGCGAUCCGCCACGCAACUCCCGUUCUGGUCGCUACUGACCAACAAAACAACAGAACCCUGUGGUCUAAGGCCUAGUGUCCACGUAACCUGCAUUUUAUGCUUUCGUCAGUUAACGAUUAUUAGGCGAAUGCUUGCAUUUUGCGUAGAAAACAACAAAAUUGUGUCUAUGGAGCAGCAAUGUCGAGUCAGUCACAUGCCGUUCGUCAUUUGUAGUUUGGAAGCAUUCGUCAAAUGAUACGUCACGGACAUUAGGCCUAACUCGCACUUCGUUCUGACCGCGAGUUGCGAACAAUGUGAGAUCACAGUUUCAAGCUGUAUUAUACACUGGACUGAAAUACUGAAAUGUAUUCCAAAUGUGAAUGUAGAAUUUAACAAUCAAACUAGGCUAUUCUGAAAUUGUGUGACAUUAAUUGAGAUACAAUUCAUACAUAGUCUGUAUUGAUCUAUACAAUCUACAAAAAAUAUCUUUACAAAUAAUGUCUUCAGUUUUAAUCUGGUUUUAAUAACUCUCAAUGAAUUCAGAUUACCCUUUAAUUUCAACUUGUUGUGUAUAAUUAUUUUUAAUUGCAAGAUACAAGUUAUGCAUGCAUUUUGUGUAGUUUUGAUAACAUAAGUACAAUACUUAUUUUAGCUUCAAAAUUUAAUCAACCUGAUUAAUAUAAUAAAUUGUUACUAUAGUCAGAAUUUUAAA